This is a messenger RNA of Myzus persicae (green peach aphid), 792 nucleotides long. RefSeq names its product 52 kDa repressor of the inhibitor of the protein kinase-like. The record is from RefSeq and is a predicted model, not a curated record. Lineage: Eukaryota; Metazoa; Arthropoda; Insecta; Hemiptera; Aphididae. The transcript has 3 exons. Gene Ontology annotation, molecular function: protein dimerization activity. The coding region runs from base 1 to 792 and encodes 263 amino acids.
AUGUCUGAUUCACUUGACAUUGAUAUUGAGCGGCUGAUUACAUCAGUCCAAUCACGUGUAGUGCUGUGGGACAAAACAAGUGAAAAGUAUAAAGAUAAAUUUAAGACGCUAGAAGCAUGGAAAGCUGUUUGUACGGAAAUCAUAGACGGCUACGAAGAUUUUGACGAUUCUAAAAAAAAUGAUAUCGAAGCCAAAGAUAUUGCUGAAAAGUUAAAUAUUGAACCAAAAAUGCCUCGUAUUUGUAGCAGUCAAAGAAAUAGAAGCAAUGUACCAUCUAACAACAUUGAAGAAUAUUACAAAAAAUCUAUUUUUAUACCGUACUUGGACGAUUUGAUGAUGGCAUUAAAUGAACGAUUUAUACCUCACAAUGAAACUAUAACUUCAUUACAAUAUGUCUUACCAACUGUUGAAUUUUAUGAAAAUGAUUUACCGGGGCUAAAUGACGUUAUAGAAGCAGAGUACGAAAUUUGGCAAGCUAAGUGGAAGAAUAUUGAAGACAACUUAAGGCCCACAACUGCUAUAGAGGCUUUGAGUGUCUGUGAUAAUUUAAUGUAUCCAAACAUGUAUGAAUUAAUAAAAAUACUAGCUAUAAUACCAGUAUCAACCGCUACAGCUGAGCGCAGCUUUUCGACGUUGAGAAGACUCAAAACGUAUUUAAGAAAUACAACUUCAGAAUCCAGACUAGUGGGACUUGCCCUUUUAGCUAUUCAUAGAGACAUUGACAUACCAGAUGACAUUUUAUUAGAUAAAUUUGCUAACAGUGGCAAAGAAAGAAAUUUAAAUUUGAUUUGA